AUGGCUGUUGAUUGGUUGAAAGGACUGUCCAAUGUUAGGCACCUUCCCCCCACACUGCUUCUAUUAUUACCUCUUGCACCCCAACCCACUCCUCCUCCUGGGCAUCCUCUCAUGCUGGCUGGUCCUACCCCUCACAUCCAAUGGCACCCUGCUCCCAGCCACCCUCUUGUGCCUGCUCCCCAGUUGAUCUGCAACAGCUGGAAUCCUCAUUUCCAGCAGCCCCCUCUGUCAAACUUGACCUUGGCAAAAUCUCACUUGAAAGUGUUGUAA
Molecule: messenger RNA, 270 nt
Organism: Rhizoctonia solani
Lineage: Eukaryota; Fungi; Basidiomycota; Agaricomycetes; Cantharellales; Ceratobasidiaceae
Exons: 2
Coding region: 1-270 (89 amino acids)
Source: RefSeq, a predicted model, not a curated record